CUGUUAGCUGUUAGCUGCUAGCUGCUAGCUGUUAGCUGUUAGCUGCUAGCUGUUAGCUGCUAGCUUCAUCUCACGGAUCGUUCCCGUCUCAGAAGGGUUCGGGUUCAGUUCUGUUUCGGACCGAGCCCUGAGCUCAGCUCCGAGUCCAGUUAUCCGGUUCGGUUAGCAGCUGUAGCUGUUAGCCGGAGUUAGCAGUUAGCAGUUAGCUGUUAGGAGCUAGCAGUUAGCAGUUAGCAGUUAGCCUCCUCAUGCCGGCGAUGCUGGAGCGGAACCCGGAGGCUGCUGCUCCCGGAGGGAAGAGGAGAGGCAGAGCUCCGACAGCCAGCAGCGGGACCGGGACCGGGACCGGAGCAGCGAACCCCGGAGGGAAGAGUCUGUCCGGGAACGGAACCAGCACCAACACCAACAGCUGCUGGGAGGAAGGAAGCUCCGGAACCAGCAGCGACGAGGAGCAUGGUGGAGGAGGGAUGCGGGUCGGACUGCAGUACCAGGCCGUGGUUCCGGAGUUUGACCCGGAGGUGUCCCAGGCGGCUCAGCUCAGAGAGAACCUGGGCAUGUUGGUGUGGAUCCCCUCCAGCUGUCUGAACCAGACUCAGUUGGACGAGUACAUCGCCAUCGCCAAAGAGAAGCACGGCUACAACAUGGAGCAGGCUCUGGGGAUGCUCUUCUGGCACAAACACAACAUUGAGAAAUCUCUGGCCGACCUGCCAAACUUCACUCCGUUUCCUGACGAGUGGACGGUGGAGGACAGAGUCCUGUUCGAACAGGCCUUCAGCUUCCACGGGAAGAGCUUCCACCGCAUCCAGCAGAUGCUGCCUGACAAGUCGAUGGCCAGUCUGGUUCGGUUCUAUUACUCCUGGAAGAAAAGUCGCAGUAAAACGAGUCUGAUGGACCGACACACCCGGAAACACAAGAGAGAGAGAGACGACAGCGACGAUGAAGUUGAGGACAGAAACGUGAAUCCUCCCAGUGACUCUGAGUUUGAUCCAAAUAAAGAGGACAAGAAGGAGGUGAGUUCUGGAUCAGAGAGGUCAGAGGUCAAACCAGUUUCUGGAUUAAAGACAGGCAGUAAGGCGUCCCAGCGGCUGAAGAAACGUCCUCCCAGAGGAAUGUUCCUGAAUCAGCAGGACGUCGUUUCGCUGUCGUCUUCGUCGGCUCAGGGACUCAUCAGACACCUGGACGGUCAACUGGUGUCCAUCAAAAGACAGAUUCAGAGCAUUAAACAGUCAAAUGGGUCUUUGAAGGAGAAAAUCAGCUCAGGAGUCGACGAGUUCAGACAACCUGAGGUGAAUCAGAAGUUUAACACUCGUUGGACCACAGAGGAGCAGCUGCUGGCUGUACAAGCCAUCAGGAAGUACGGGCGGGACUUCCAGGCGAUCUCAGAUGUGAUUGGUAACAAGUCGGUGGUUCAGGUGAAGAACUUCCUGGUGAACUACAGACGGAGGUUUAACCUGGACGAGGUUCUUCAGGAGUGGGAGGCCGAACACGGGAUGGAGGGGGGAGACGGGGGAGGGCUAGAGGAGGACAAGAUGGAGGACAAGAUGGAGGAGUGUCCUGCUGAGGAGGAGGAGGAGGUCAUUGCCAGGGAGACAAAGGAGGACUCGUCCUCUCCGGUAGACUCCCAGAAGCCUCUGGCCUCCUGACUCUCUGACUCCGCCCCUCUAGUUUUAUGAUGUCAUCAUGAGUUGAUUUCUAUUUUAUUUCUAUUUUAUUUCUAUUUCCUGUGUGCUGGACUCUUAUUGGUCGGGUAUGAGGUUUGAACCAUCAUGAACCCGACAUCACUGCUCUCUCUGGACCAAUCAAAAGCCAGACCUGACCUGUCAAUCAAAAGGGGGCGGGGCCUGUUUUUCUAUUGUAACAAUGUUUCGUGUUUUUAAUCUCUGGAGGGGCGGCCAUGUUUGAUGAUGUCACUCAGGUCGGGGGGGCGUGACAAUAAAACCAAAGUUCAUCAAUAAAUCA
This is a messenger RNA of Sebastes umbrosus (honeycomb rockfish), 1959 nucleotides long. RefSeq names its product REST corepressor 1 (gene rcor1). Bases 249 to 1643 code for a protein of 464 amino acids. The record is from RefSeq and is a predicted model, not a curated record. Gene Ontology annotation, molecular function: transcription corepressor activity. The transcript is spliced from 13 exons. NCBI's taxonomy places the organism in Eukaryota, Metazoa, Chordata, Actinopteri, Perciformes, Sebastidae. Gene Ontology annotation, cellular component: transcription regulator complex; histone deacetylase complex. Gene Ontology annotation, biological process: regulation of transcription by RNA polymerase II; negative regulation of DNA-templated transcription.